UCCAUUUUUGGGUCUAGUCAUAUUUGGAUUGAUCAUAAUUCGCUUUCGAAUUGUGCUGAUGGGCUUAUUGAUGCUGUAAUGGCUUCAACUGCCAUUACCAUCUCCAACAAUUACUUCACACACCACAAUGAGGUUAUGUUAUUGGGGCAUAGUGAUACCUAUACAAGGGACAGGGUUAUGCAAGUUACAAUCGCUUAUAACCACUUUGGUGAAGGUCUUAUUCAGAGAAUGCCAAGGUGUAGGCAUGGAUAUUUUCAUGUAGUUAACAAUGACUACACGCAUUGGGAAAUGUAUGCGAUUGGUGGCAGUGCGAGUCCUACCAUUAACAGUCAGGGAAACAGAUAUCUCGCCCCAAGAAACCGGUUUGCGAAAGAGGUGACAAAGAGAGACUAUGCAGGG
Messenger RNA from Camelina sativa (false flax), 399 nucleotides. The record is from RefSeq and is a predicted model, not a curated record. NCBI's taxonomy places the organism in Eukaryota, Viridiplantae, Streptophyta, Magnoliopsida, Brassicales, Brassicaceae.